UAUUAUAUUAAAGUAUUAAAUAAUGAUACAAUUCUAGGUAAGUUAGCUUUUGACAUCAAAGGUGGUAAGAAGGGAAUAUGGUUUGAAUUUAAUAUUUUCCAGUUCAUCAAAAUAUUCAAGGAUCAUUGAUAAUUAUUUUGUUUUGAAUUUUAGGUCUCUGACACAGAUCUGGCCUACAUGGUCAUUAUAAGGUAAGAGCUACAGCACAACAUCAUUUUCAAUAAGUGUUAGUUUUUCUUCGCACCCUUUCUAAAGGAUAUUAUAAAAUGUUUCUUCACAAGAAAAAUAUUUUGGGGAGGGGCAGAAACGUGACAUCCUAAACAAUUGCUACAUAGGUGACUACAAAUUUUACGAGUCUUAAGUGUUACUUUAAUUAUUUUUAUCUUUAUUCAAUUGCCUUGUAUAUGCAGAGGCAGUGUAACUUCUGUCCACCCAAUUCAAAAUUGGUAUUGAUCAGAGAGUAACAAUAGUAACGUUGUAAGAUGGAUUUAACCUAACCAGAAUAAAUAAUGCAAAGAAAAAAAUCAUUGUAGAUUAACUCUUUCAAAGCCAGGAGUGACCAGUGAGUAAUUUUUCCUUGCAAUGUCACCAGAUGUUUUAGAAACUUAGCAGAAAGAACGAAUUCAGCCUAAUAGAUAGGGUUUGGUUUGGCAUCGAAAUCUCAGAGCUACACUAUGUCAAUAAUGAAAUGUUCAUUAAGGGACGAAGCAAUAGUUCCGGACCUAAAUCGUGCCCGUAGCGAUUGUCCUACAGUUGAAAGUGUUCAGGGGAACGUUCCUGUGAAAUGCCCUAGGAGAGGUUGCAGACUACACCUGAGGUGCCAGUGUCUUGCUGAAAGAAAUUUCCCACGGAAUGCGUUCACACCUCAAGAUUCAAUUAUCCUCAAUAUAGUGCGGUUAGAGAACUUAGCCAAUAGGAUUCAUAUAGAAAAUAACGACGAAGUUCUAAAUUCAACAUUACUGAUACUGUCCGCUUUCUGGACUCCUCAUCUACGGCUGCCCUCUGGAACGGGACGACACAAUGCCCCGAAUGACAACAUCUAA
Pocillopora damicornis (cauliflower coral) is the source of this 1043-nucleotide messenger RNA. RefSeq lists its product as uncharacterized. Lineage: Eukaryota; Metazoa; Cnidaria; Anthozoa; Scleractinia; Pocilloporidae. The record is from RefSeq and is a predicted model, not a curated record.